This is a messenger RNA of Heteronotia binoei (common prickly gecko), 3721 nucleotides long. It is a transcript of the gene HTR1B, whose product is annotated as 5-hydroxytryptamine receptor 1B. Gene Ontology annotation, biological process: bone remodeling; chemical synaptic transmission; regulation of behavior. NCBI's taxonomy places the organism in Eukaryota, Metazoa, Chordata, Lepidosauria, Squamata, Gekkonidae. The transcript has 2 exons. The record is from RefSeq and is a predicted model, not a curated record. Gene Ontology annotation, molecular function: G protein-coupled serotonin receptor activity. The coding region runs from base 742 to 1896 and encodes 384 amino acids. Gene Ontology annotation, cellular component: plasma membrane.
GGGCCGGGAGUCAGCGCAGGGAGAGUGCCGCCACGAGUUGCCGCCUCGGGCUCGCGCAGAGCAGAGUGGAAGCCGAGCGGGCGGUAUAUAUAGCCCUGGCAGGAGGCGCACGCCGGGCAGUCGCUUCCCUCGCUUGCCUCUCCUAGACCGCACGUUGUGCAGAGAGACACGCGCGCGCUUCUCCAGUCGCGCGGCUGCCUACCUGGGAGCAGUCCAGUGGUCCGGCUGCUGCAAAAGUUACUCGUCUCCGCUGCUUGCGCGAGGGAAGGCGGAGGCUCCAAAGCCCGCCAGCUCGGCCGCGCUGAUUUCUCCUCCCCAGAAAGCGAGGCGCGCCCUGCAGCCCCUCAAGCAGACUUUGCUCUAGGAGCUCGCGGAGCUGCCGCCGCCGGCGACUUGUAACUUCCAGCGAGGCUGCCUCCUUGGGAGGAAAGUGGGAAGAUGCGUCGUCGCUUGGACCACCGUAUUGGCUGCUUCCGCUGCAGGUCGCCUUGCCGGGAAGUCCGCACGUGCUAAGGUGCCGGCUUGGUUUUGGCAAAGGGCGGGUGGUUGGCGGCGCGAGCCAUGGUCCGUCGGGACGCGGGAGGCGUCCCCAUUGGAUGAGCGCGGCGCACAUGUCCAGCCCCCACCCCUCCCCGCGCGCCCCUUUCGCGCGGGCUGCUCUUGAGAUGCGGCGCGCUCUCCGGGCGACGCCCGUCCGGGGUUGCUGAGCCUGGCAGCCCCCUGGAGCCAGCCCGUUGAGGGAUGGAGCAGCCUAGAGCCUGCCAAGAAACUCUGGACAGCCUGAACGUGUUCCAUACCAAUGACUCCUAUCAUUCUCACAACUGCAGUGAAGAAGUGGCCACCUACCAAGAUGCCACCCCUCUCUCCUGGAAGGUUGUCCUGACCAUCAUCUUGGCCCUUAUCACUUUGGCCACCAUGCUGUCCAAUGCUUUUGUCAUCGCCACUGUCUACCAGACUCGAAAGCUCCACACACCAGCCAACUAUCUCAUAGCUUCUCUGGCUGUCACUGACCUCCUGGUGUCCAUCCUUGUCAUGCCAAUCAGCACCAUGUACACUGUGACUGGGAAAUGGACCUUGGGGCAGAUAGUCUGUGAUAUCUGGCUCUCUUCGGAUAUCACUUGUUGCACUGCUUCCAUUCUCCACUUGUGUGUGAUUGCUCUGGACAGAUACUGGGCCAUAACUGAUGCGGUUGAAUACUCGACCAAAAGGACUCCUAAGAGGGCGGCUGGCAUGAUUGCUUUGGUGUGGGUCUUCUCCAUCUCCAUUUCAAUGCCCCCCUUAUUCUGGCGCCAGUCAAAAGCGGACGAGGUGGCCGACUGUGUGGUGAACACAGAUCACAUCUUGUAUACAAUCUAUUCCACAGUGGGAGCCUUCUAUUUCCCCACCUUGCUACUGAUCAUCCUGUAUGGAAGGAUUUAUGUGGAAGCCAGAUCUCGAAUUUUGAAACAGACACCAAAGAACAUGGGCAAAAGGUUAACCCGAGCUCACUUAAUAACUGAUUCUCCUGGGUCAACUUCAUCAGUCACUUCCAUAAACUGCAAAGCCUCAGAGGCUUCCAGUGAAACAGGAUCUCCUGUAUAUAUGAAUCAAGUCAAAGUGAAGGUGUCGGAUGCCCUGCUGGAAAAAAAGAAGCUGACAGCUGCUAGAGAACGGAAAGCUACCAAGACUCUGGGGAUUAUUUUAGGAGCCUUCAUUGUAUGCUGGCUACCUUUCUUCAUCAUCACUUUGGUGUUACCUAUUUGUAAAGAUGCUUGCUGGUUUCACAUGGCCAUCUUUGACUUUUUCACUUGGUUGGGAUACCUUAACUCGUUGAUCAACCCCAUUAUCUACACCAUGUCCAAUGAAGACUUCAAACAGGCAUUUCAUAAAUUGAUACGGUUUCGAUGCACAAGCUGAAUUUUUGAAUGCAGUUAAGUGUAAUUCGCCAGGGCAGGGGGCUUAACUGCAUUCUGUGCAUCUGUUUCUGCAGAAUCGAGUUGUUGCAGACAUUUGCUUUCUGUCCCAUCUCUUAUCUAAUGUCCAUGAUGCUGCAGAAACAUUAGUGCCACCAGAUCGGUCUGCCACAAACUCAGUAGAGUGACUCACUAAGAUGCUGUUCUAGUCAUAAAUAUCAGAUGCAAUAACAGAGAGAUUGUGAGGUUUGUUUUGUCUGGGGGAAAAAAUCAUAAGAUUCCAGAGUGUAGAAUUUUCUACCAGUGUUGACCCACCUGGCACUAGAUUAGAAAUUAUUUGUUUAGCCUAACAGAGGCAAUAGGUAGGAGUAACUAGGUAGAAAAUCCGAAUGAUAUUUCCCAUGACGGUAAACAUAGAACAGUAAACUGAAUGUCUUACACUACACCAUUAAAUAAUAUUACCAUAUCUGAUAGUAGUAAAGGCAAAGGAGACCAAUAGGAACAGAGGAUCUCCUUAUUUCUCCUACUCUGUACUCUAGCUCACUAUCCAACAUGGAGUUCCACUGACUUUUUCUCAUAGAAGUAAAAACUUCAACAGAGUGGUUGAGAAUUGUGUUACUAUACUUUGUACAAUACCAUUAAUGAAUAUGGUGCUUUACAAAAUGGUUUACAUAGAGUGAAAAGUGGUAUGCUCCUUGGAAUAGGAACCUAUCUACAUUUUGAUGGGUAAAGGCAAGAGUUGCAAACUGAGGGGAGGGACAGGAAGGUGAAACGAUAAGCAUGAACAAACAUUCUGAUCCAAGAACUAAACCAAAAUGGAAACUUGGUUGUUUUUUCAAGUGGGGUUGUUAUGGCAUACCUUGUUUAAAACAAUUGCCUUUUCAUUUGAAAAGGAAAUGGAUAGCAAAUACUUUAUUGAUUUUGCAGGCUUCAUUUUUAUCCCCCCCCCCCCCAAUCUGUAUGGAUGUAUAGACAACAUUCAGAUGUUCAUGUCUGUGUAUUAUCAUGUCUGUUUAAUUUUUAUCCCUUUUACUUGAAAGAGUUGCUAAUCUCACUCUGAAGGGCAGAAAUGAAAAUCAGUGCACUUAAAAUAACUAUAUGCUAAGUGGUAUGACUUCACCAAGUUGACUGUCUGAGAAAAGCACAGGUGCAUUCAAAAAUAUAUAUACUUAUGUUACAGAAUGACAAAUGCUGGAGCAAUGAGAUCUAGAUAGUAGACAACUACACUUGCGCACAUGGCUGAGUUUGCGGCAAAGUAUGCAAUGGAUGGUCCAUUUCUGAAUAAUUGGUACUGCUUGCACUACAGUUUCCUCCAAAAAUGAAGCACUUUGCACUCCUACUUUGGGAACAUAAGAGGAGAAACAUGAACAUCAUACCCAUGCCUCCCCCCCAAUCAAAGAACAUGGAAUAAAAAGAGCCAUUUAAUGUUGUGACCAUAUAGGGUUUUUUCCCAUAUUGGCAUCAGCCACACAUCCUUACCUCACCAGACACUGAGGAAUCCAGCACCAUUGGAAAUGCCUGUUCUGUUUUGUGUUCUGAUGCUGUAGAAUACUAAUGAAGGGGUUUUUCCUCUGCCACAUCAUCUGCGAAGUAAACUUUUAACAAAAUUGGAAUAAACUGAUGUUACUGAAGUUUGAUCCUGCACCCUUAUAUAUUUUUACUCAUUAUUUUUCUAAGGUUAGGUAUGUAAUCUCUAUGUAAGCCCAGCAGUCAAAAUUAAAAUUCAGAACAUGUUCCAUCUGCUUUGAUAGGAUUGCAUUUUGAGUGUUCCUCCUAAAUGUAACUGAAAAUCAACCAAUAAAAAAAGCUUUACUGUGUUCUUGAGAGUA